This is a messenger RNA of Oreochromis niloticus (Nile tilapia), 1175 nucleotides long. RefSeq names its product intraflagellar transport 20 homolog (Chlamydomonas) (gene ift20). The transcript has 5 exons. Gene Ontology annotation, cellular component: ciliary basal body; centrosome; neuron projection. The coding region runs from base 150 to 548 and encodes 132 amino acids. Lineage: Eukaryota; Metazoa; Chordata; Actinopteri; Cichliformes; Cichlidae. The record is from RefSeq and is a predicted model, not a curated record. Gene Ontology annotation, biological process: cilium assembly; protein localization to cilium.
CAAACACACACACACACAAACACAGGGAGGAGCGUUUGGUUUCCCUGGCAGCAAGAGGAUGAGGAGGAGCUUUGGUUGGUUGUUACUCUGCCACAUAGUCAAACAACAGAGAACCAUCUGUGACUGCGGUCAAAAGAGGCCCCGUGGCUAUGGCUACAGACCCAUUAGCUGAGGCAGGCUUUUAUUUUGAUGAACUCAACAAGCUGCGAGUGUUGGAGCCUGAUGUCAGCCAGAAGACUUCAGAGCUCAAAGAAGAGUGCAAAGAGUUUGUGGACAAAAUUGGCCAGUUUCAGAAGAUAGUGGGAGGUCUGAUUGAGCUCGUGGAUGACCUGGCAAAAGAAGCAGAGACUGAAAAGAUGAAGGCCAUUGGAGCCAGAAACCUGCUGACAUCUGUAGCAAAGCAAAGAGAGGCCCAGCAGCAGCAGCUUCAGGCUCUCAUAGCAGAGAAGAAGAUGCAGCUUGAAAGGUAUCGUAUAGAGUACGAAGCUUUGUCCAAAGUGGAGUCAGAGCAGAACGAAUUCAUUGACCAGUUUAUUCUCCAGAAGUAAGAACUCCCGAGACCAAACAAUCUGCGACUCUCCUCAGUGCCUAUCCCAUUUUCAGAGAACUACUUCGCUGCAGCUCCUUUUCCGAAGUGGUCCCAAAACUCCGACGUCACGGACCUCCUCUGACUGCCUGCUGUUCCCACUGUGGACAGGUGUGUGCAUUUACAGUGCAGGGAGCUUCAAGUGCUCAUCUCUGUUGGCAUCAAAUGCCUCGACAUGUCACACCAACACUGAAGACGAUGGAGCUAUUUAUACAAAGAGAACCUAUUUAUACUAUUUAUACCUUAGUCUGUAUAUCUAGUUUUAUUACUUUUUGUAUCAAUGGAGAUUAAUACUGCAUGUGCAUGUAGCUGUAAAUAAGUUUCAGUUCAAGAAAAAUGAGCAGACCAGGAUGUUUUUGUUUUAUUCCAUUGGUUGGUGCAGCCAGUACAUAAGAAACAUUCUCCUCAUUGUUUUCUCGUAUGUGUAUCCUUGUUAUCCAGCAUUCAUUUGAGAAAAAUGGUUAUACUUGAAUACUGUAUGUUGCACAAAAGUAUCAUCUUUGCCUCCAAGCUGUAGAAGAGGUGUGUGAGCAAAGUUUAACAAUGUGCUAUUAAGUAUUGUGUUAAUAAAGAUUACUUGAUAUGCAAA